AUGCUGUCUCACGCCAGGAUUAUGUUCCGCAAGCUCCGUGGUAGUGGCAGCCGUAGCAGCCGUGGCAGCGAGCCCGCACCAUCAGCGCCGGCCACGACAGCCGAGAGCGAAACUGUCGACCCAUCCCCUCGCGCCAUCCAUAUCAGCGACCUGAGGCGGCCACACUCACCCACCAAGCUACCCUCUGAUUCACAGUUCAUGUCCAUUAUCGUCGUGAAUGCCAAAGGUGCCGCCGACUCGUUGCAUCUUUACAGGAGAGAAGCGUUACGGCGAGUUCGACCUACGGAUGACUUCACUACAGAUUACUUUUGCGAUGGUUACCUCUACAAUAUCUGCUUCAUCCCGUCUAGCAACCUGGGGCAGUGCUCAGCUUACCUCUGCCUCAUGAAGCAUUUCUGCCUCAUCUUCACGUACGACGCUUCAUCGAGGGAAUCAUGGAAUGAAAUGGUCACUGCCUGCGAGAGGAUGCGCAGCCGCUGCGAAGAAGACAGGAUCCUCCCCUUUCUUGCGACAAUGAUCGCCGCCAUGGGUGAAGGUGAAGCCACCGUGUCACACGCGGAAGCCAAGGCAUUUGCUACCCAGCGGGACUGUCUCUUUGUCAAGGUCUCACCCGCAACUGGGCGCGGCAUUUGCGAUGCGGUCAGCUCGCUAGUCGAGCUGGCGCACGGCGCUCGUGAUCAAUAUGCUAUGGAUCAGGAGGGUUAUACCCAGAGGUACAAGAGGGCGGAGGCACUUCAGGCAUUAUUCCCUGCCAGGGAUGCCCAGCUCAAGACUGGCAUCAUCAUGGACGAACGUGGUACCGCCGCUAAGACGGUCAGCAAAUACAGCAAAUAUAUUUGGUGGGACGCUGCUCACAUGCGCUUGGUUCGUCGCCGUAGCCCAGUCACCAGUCUUGCAUCCCUGUCUGCCCACUAG
Messenger RNA from Aspergillus fischeri NRRL 181, 915 nucleotides. RefSeq lists its product as uncharacterized. NCBI's taxonomy places the organism in Eukaryota, Fungi, Ascomycota, Eurotiomycetes, Eurotiales, Aspergillaceae. The transcript is spliced from 2 exons. The record is from RefSeq and is a predicted model, not a curated record. The coding region runs from base 1 to 915 and encodes 304 amino acids.